AUGAAUAACAAACAAGACAUUGCCAACUGUAAAUUCUGCAAAUUCAGGUAGAUCAGAAUUAUGGAGAAGGAGAUACAUGAAAAGAAUAGAUACUUUGAGUAGUUCAACUUCUACUUUGCUAAGCCGAUAACAGAAAUAUUAGCAAAUGUUCCUGUGGAUCAUGUCAUUCUGUUUAAAGACUAAUUGUACUUGCAUGAUGAAAACGAAUAUAUGAAGCGGUUUUAUUAAAGGGAAGAGUAAGAUCCGAGGUUAAAUUUACUUUGCAAUUUCUACUUUGAGUAACAUAAAAUGAUAUAACCAAAUCUAUGUAAAGUUAAUGCUCAUAAGUUUAUGGAGAAGAGAUAGAAUAAAUUGCUAAAAUUACAAUAAAAAGCAUAAAAUAGUUAGAACCAACAACCAAUUACUAAGAAGAUGAUUCCAGAUCAUAUUUUUAGUGAAAAUUAUGUUGAAUCCGUAUCUGAUUCCUAUCCGAAGGAACAAAUUUCUUGGGACAGCAAAUCUCAUAAUAUCUAUGAGGUAUCAUAAGUUGAAGCAUAGAAAUCAAUACCAAUCAACAAACCAACAUAAUAAUGCUAAUGUUCAAUUGUCAAUAUAUCUGGAGAUCAUAACAAAUUGUUUAAUUGUUAAAAUGACCAAGAACUAGAUAAUGUCUUUAAUGAUCUAAAUGGAUAAACAUCAAGGAAUUUGUCAGCUGUAACUAAGGUUCCACUUAAGAAGAAACCCCCCUCAAGUUCGAAUGCUAAGAAGAACCCUCCAUCUCAAUUAUCUCAAUAGCCUAAGAUACCAGUUCCCCCUUUGAAACUACAAGAAAGUGCCAAAUCUUCAACUACAGCAUGUCCAAAUAAUAACAAAUCCACGAGCAUCCAAUCAUUAAUGAAGAAAUACGAUCAAAUAUUACAAAAGCGAUUCUAAGUCAAGGAAAUACUCACAGAACGCAAUGACACUCGCUAUGGUCCAGGUUAUGGUACAAGCUGUGGUGUUGGUACUGUUAGAGGUGAAGGUGGAUCAUCAAAAAAGCAAAUAACAGAUGAAAUGCUGCUUAAACUUAUUUAAAAUAUGAAGAAAUCCAAAAAUAAAUCUGAUAACUACCAAUUUCAUGCAUCAUACAAGAGUGUCGUCUAAUAAGCAUAAAGUGGACCCACUCAAUCAUGUACAUUUGAGAAGGAAAAUGAGAAGAAGAAAAAAUAUCAAGUUUAUUUGCCGAAAUAGAUAAAGAAGAAUCCUUCGCAGAUGUCUUCACCCACCACUGUUUAGAAUACUUGUUCUCCUUCUAUGUUGUUGAGGUCACUAUCAAAUCCAUCGAUGGCUCCUUCACCGUUGCGGAGACUGGAAAUAAAAGUCAAUCUUAAUAAGAAAUUGGGUAUUGGACUUAAAGAUGCAAAGUUCGUUGAGUUUCAUUUAGUCGAUUAGUUGAUUAAAAUACAAAUUGUGUUUUAUAAAUUUAUUUUAAUAUACUAACUACCUUAAAAUCAAAUUAAGGAUGAGCAUUAAUUAUGCCUGUAAUGUAUUUUAGCCAUAUUUAAAGAGUUAAGAAAAUCCGGCAGAAGACAAUCCGUAAACACAGACUUCAUGCAAUAUCACAAACUAUCUUAAGUAUUUAAUUGUGAAGUAUAUAAGGAUAAGACUUUCACAGAAUCCUUUCCCGUAUCGCUUCAAAGAACUAAACCCAACUUCAAGAAUCAACUAUCCGAUGAUCAUUAAAUUGACUUCAAGAAUCACCCAUUUACAUUUUAGGACAAGAUCAAUUAGAAAACAGAAGUAACCAAAAAGAAAUUCGUGUUUGAUGAGCAUCAAUCAACCAAACAAGGAGAGUUUAAGAAUUUUAUGAGUGCAAUGGAUGAUUAUAUUAACCUUUUAAAUGAAAGUUCUGAUUGCUUAACUUUGAAUUCAGAAAAUUACAGUUAGUUAGAAAACAUCCUAUUUGCCAAAUUCAACAUUAUCAGAUAGAAACACGAGGAGUUGAACAAAAAAUACAAGAUGGCAUAAUAGAAUUUUAAAGCUCAAAGAUACUAAAAUUAGUUACUCAAAAAGUAAAUUGUGGAGAUUCAUUCUUUAUUGGAAGAGGAAAGAUAGAAAAAUUAUGUGUUGUAAGAUGCCAACGAGAAAUUGAAAAAGAAGUAUAGAGAUUUAUAAAAUAAAACGCAAUUUGUUCAAAAUUCAUUUAUUUAAGAUAGAAUGAAAUUCGAUCAUAAACGAUAGAAUUAAUUUUAAUAAAGCAUAUCAGUAGAUGAAACUGAUAGAGGUACAACAUAGCAAACUUAUGAAACAAAUGAUGAUUAAUAAAAUGUAACUAAAUUCUUAAAAACUUAAAUGCGAAAAUUGAGAUAGAACAAUUAAUAAAUUGAUGAUUAUUCUCGUCUAUAUAAAAAAAUUAGUGAACAUAAUAAUGAUGACUUUUGA
Molecule: messenger RNA, 2400 nt
Organism: Paramecium tetraurelia
Lineage: Eukaryota; Ciliophora; Oligohymenophorea; Peniculida; Parameciidae
Exons: 8
Source: RefSeq, a predicted model, not a curated record